AUGGACCACCUACUUGCCAGAAAGAAAUCAUCAUACUCUCUUCGCAGGAGGCAAUUAGAAGCCGGCUCUGUCACGACUAGCGAGAAGUCAAAAGCGCUCCCUAUCAAGAUGGGCGUUAUCAAACUAUUCUUGCCAGUAGAGGCAGCUUUAUGGGCAAAUCAGAACUGGGCAGCACAGAUGCAAGCAAAAGCCUCUGUCGAACCCUACUUGAGAAGGAGCAGACGAAACGAGGCUAGAGUAGUUCAAGAUAUCGCUCGACUAAUCAUCCCUUCUGCGGAAACUCUCGCAACAUUCGGAUCGAAACACCUCGGGAGUUUAGUCGAAAGUGUCAAUGAAGGCUGGAAUAAUUCCAUACCUAUCACCCAGACUCGUCCACAACCCGACUAUGCUGUUGGAUUUGGGCGAAAGGCAUUCACAGAAGAUCAAAUCAAAAGACUUCAACCUUUCGUUGGCGAGCUUACAGACAACUCUUACUUUAUGGCCACAUACUACAUGUACUUUCCGUUCCUGACAUGCGAGGUCAAAUGUGGCGGCGCCGCUCUCGACGUUGCAGAUCGGCAAAAUGCUCACAGCAUGACGAUGGCAGUGAGGGGUAUAGUCGAACUCUUUAGGCCAGUGAAGCGCGAAAAGGGGCUCCACCGGGAAAUUCUCGCCUUCUCAAUCUCGCAUGAUCACAGUUCGGUGAGAAUCUACGGCCAUUACCCUCUCGCUCAAAACCCUGCCGCCAGAAAGGAGGGCACUGUUUUCCGCGUCACUGGUCUCCCAGCCUCACAGCCUGACGACGAGCUCAACGAAGCCUUGAAGGCUGCCAUCGACGACAACCUGGCGGGCGAACUAUGGAAUGCAGCUAUUGUGCCCUCCUGCUACGACAAUGAGGAAAAAGUCGCGCUGGUCGAGUUCCACGGCGGAGUGCCUGCAUUCCUGUCCGAGCUGAUGGCCAACCCGCUGGGCGACUGGCAGCUGUACACGCCAAAGCCAGGAUCACCGGCAACCGCUGAUAUAAUCGCUAUCACGGGCCUCGACGGACACGCAUAUGGCUCGUGGAGGGGAAAGGGAAACCUCGGGCGCAUGUGGCUACGCGACUUUUUGUCCAAGGACCUGCCAUGCUGCCGCACGAUGAUCAACGGCUACAACUCGAAGCUGUCAACGCAUGGGGUCGACACAAUCAUGGACUACAGCCGAGGGUCGAUAGAGGAGCUCAAGCAGGUCAGGAAUACAAAGGAGCUAAGAAAGCGGCCCCUGUUCUUCAUCGCGCAUAGCUUUACAUAG
Pseudogymnoascus destructans is the source of this 1269-nucleotide messenger RNA. RefSeq lists its product as uncharacterized. NCBI's taxonomy places the organism in Eukaryota, Fungi, Ascomycota, Leotiomycetes, Thelebolales, Thelebolaceae. The record is from RefSeq and is a predicted model, not a curated record. Bases 1 to 1269 code for a protein of 422 amino acids. The transcript has 6 exons.